Quercus robur (English oak) is the source of this 6640-nucleotide messenger RNA. Its product is annotated as histone acetyltransferase HAC1. Gene Ontology annotation, molecular function: chromatin DNA binding; transcription coactivator activity; zinc ion binding. The record is from RefSeq and is a predicted model, not a curated record. The coding region runs from base 354 to 5993 and encodes 1879 amino acids. The transcript is spliced from 20 exons. Gene Ontology annotation, cellular component: histone acetyltransferase complex; transcription regulator complex. NCBI's taxonomy places the organism in Eukaryota, Viridiplantae, Streptophyta, Magnoliopsida, Fagales, Fagaceae. Gene Ontology annotation, biological process: positive regulation of transcription by RNA polymerase II.
UUUUUCUUCCUUCAUCUUCGUUGCCCUUCUUUCCUUGUUCUUCUUCGUCGUCACUUCGCAACCCAAAAAACAAAAAAAAUUCGCUCGUGUGAAAUUCCCCGCACGUGCGAUAUCUUGUGAAAUUAUCCGCGCGUGCGAGCUCGUUCCCCAAUUCGUACAAACCCUUAAAAGCUUUCAAUUUUGGUUUUUUUUUUCGUUACAUUGCAAUCUUUUCCCCCAAAUUUUUGUUCACAGCAAAAAAAAAAAAAAAAAAAAAUAGCCGAUCGUGAGUGGUUUUUGUGUGUUGUACCUCCGAUCGCCGCUGCUCUCGGUUGUACUUCCCAAGUGUUGGAUGGUUAUGAGUGAGGUAUGCGAUGGGGCUAGGUGAGAAGAAGAAAAAAGAAGAGGCGAUGAAUGUGCAGGCACAUAUGUCGGGUCCCGCUGCUGCUACUGCUGCGCAGAACCAGGCGGCGCAGAAUUUGGGCGCUGGAGGAGGAGGAGGAGGCGGCGGAGUGCGUGGUUUUUUUGCAGCUGAGAAUGAGAUGCCUAGAGCUCGGGUUCUUAUGCAAGAAAAAAUCUAUACUAUCUUAUCGCAGCGGCACCAGCAGCAGCCACUUGAUGAAAAUACAAGAAAGAAGUUUAAGGAUAUUGCGAAGCGUUUAGAGGAGGGUUUAUUGAGAUCAGCUCAUUCAAAGGAGGAUUACAUGAACCUUGAUACACUUGAGAGCCGUUUGCAUCAAUUGAUUAAACGCUCACAUAUGUCGGGUCCCGCUGCUGCUGCUGCGCAGAACCAGGCGGCGGCAUCCGCCACAUCGCAGAACGGGAGCACGCUUGUUCAACAGAUGCAGAAUUUGGGUGCUGGAGGAGGUGGAGGUGGCGGAGUGCGUGGUUUUUUUGCAGCUGAUAAUGAGAUGCCUAGAGCUCGGAUUCUUAUGCAAGACAAAAUCUAUACUAUCUUAUCGCAGCGGCACCAGCAGCAGCCACUUGAUGAAAAUACAAGAAAGAAGUUUAAGGAUAUUGUGAAGCGUUUAGAGGAGGGUUUAUUGAGAUCAGCUCAUUCAAAGGAGGAUUACAUGAACCUUGAUACACUUGAGAGCCGUUUGCAUCAAUUGAUUAAACGCUCACAUAUGAAUCCUCGAGCUCAAUAUCCACAGCUUGUUAAUUCUUCCUCCCCUGUUGGUACAAUGAUACCAACACCUGGCAUGUCACACAGUGGGAAUUCAACCAUGAUCGUUGCAUCUUCUGUAGAUGCUUCAAUGAUCGGUGCUAGUGCACCUACGACUGUCAACCCUGGAAGCCUGUUGCCAAGUGGUGGCAUACAUGGUGGUUCCUUUAAUAGAUCUGAUGGUUCUUUGUCUAAUGGAUAUCAGCAGUCUCCUGCCAAUUUUUCCCUUAGUUCUGGUGGAAACUUGUCAUCAAUGGGUGCUCAAACAAUUACAAGCCAAAUGAUUCCCACUCCUGGAUUUAAUAGUAAUAACAAUAACAGUAAUAUUAAUAACAGUCAGUCUUAUAUGAACAUGGAAUCUUCUAAUAAUGGUGGUGGGUUUUCCAAUGUUGAGUCAACGAUGGUAUCACAACCACCGCAGCAAAAGCAGCAUCAUGGUGGUCAAAAUAGCCGCAUAUUGCACAGCCUUGGUAGUCAAAUGGGAAGUGGAAUUAGGUCUGGCUUGCAGCAGAAAGCUUAUGGGUUUGCAAAUGGGGCUUUAAAUGGUGGUGGGUUAGGGUUGAUGGGGAAUAAUUUACAACUUGUUAAUGAACGUGGUACCUCUGAGGGCUAUCUUUCUGCCACAUCUUAUAGUAAUUCACCCAAACCUUUUCAGCCUCACUUUGAUCAACAUCAGCAACCGAUAAUGCAGGGUGAUGGAUAUGGAAUGAGCAGUUCCGAUUCUUUUGGGUCUGGAAACUUCUAUGGUGCUGCAACAUCUGUUGGAUCAAUGAUGAAUACUCAGAACUUGAGUUCAGUUAGCUUGCCUUCUAUAUCCAAAACCAACUCUUCUCUGAUAAGCAAUCAGUCAAAUUUGCAAGCAACGCAACAGGCUGCCUAUAUAAAGACUCCAUCAGUUGAUCAAUCGGAAAAGAUGAAUUUUCAAGCUUCAAUGACUUCAAGAGAUAAUCUACUACACUCUCAUCAACAGCAGCAAUUUCAACAGCAGCCCCAUCAGUUUCAACAGCAGCAAUUUGUUCAACAGCAACGCCAACAGAAGCAGCUUCAACAGCACCAGAAUAUGCUAAAUAAUGAUACUUUUGGUCAGUCUCAACUGACAUCCGAUAUAGGCAACCAAGUGAAACGUGAACCUGGAGUGGAGCACCACAAUGAAGUUAUGAACUCACAAGUUUCUGAACAAUUCCAAUUGUCUGAGAUGCAGAACCAAUUCCCGCAGAACUCUGCUGAAGACCGAUCCAGGAGUGCUCAACAGAUCUCUCUUCCGUCUUCACAGCAUGAUAUCUGCUCGCCAAUGUCUCAAAAUUCUCAACAAAUGCAACAAUUGCUACAUCCAAACCAACUGGUUACGGAUUCCCAAAGCGAUUAUAGCUGCCUUUCUGUUGGAGCACAAUCAGAAUCUGUACUGCAGGGUCAAUGGCAUCCUCAAUCACAAGACAGGAAUCAUGUACCAAGGAGUAUGCCGCUUGAGCAUCAUGUGCAAGAGGAUUUCCGUCAGAGAAUAUCUAGGCAAGAUGAAGCUCAGUGCAAUAACUUAUCAUCAGAAGGAUCUAUUAUUGGUCGAACUGCUGCUUGUAGAAGCACCACUGAGUCCCCUAAUUUAACUGGUGCUACCUGUAGAUCUGGAAAUCCUAGCCUUGACGCGAUGUAUAGAAAUCAACAGAAAUGGCUCUUGUUCUUGCGACAUGCUAAUCGAUGUACGUCCCCCAAAGGGAAAUGUCUAGUACCUCAAUGUGUAAUUGCUCAAGAGUUGUUGUUGCACAUUCGUAAAUGCAAUCUGGCUUCAUGCACAUAUCCUCGUUGCCGUCAUACCAAGGACUUGGUUGAACAUUUCAAGAAAUGCAGGAAUCCCAGUUGCCCUGUUUGUGUUCCUGUAAGAAACUAUAUAGUGCGACAACAAUUCAAUGCACGAUAUAUUGCACGUUCUCGAACAGAGUCUGCUUGUUUGCCAACUUCAAUUACUGCGUCUAAUAAAUCCUAUGAUACCGGAGACACUUCGGCCAGAUUGAUGUCAAAGACUUCCUCUAUUGUUGAAACUUCGGAAGAUAUACUACCCUCUUCAAAACGCUUGAAGAUAGAGCAGCCCUCCCAAUCUCUUAUUCCAGAGAGUGAAAGUUCUGCAGUAUCAGUUUCUGCAUUUAGUGAACCCCAUGGGUCGCAGGAUGUCCACCUCCAAGAUAACCAAAUUAAUGAGAUUUGUAUGCCCGUUAAAUCUGAGUUUCCAGAGGUAAAGAAGGAAAUUGCUGAAAGUUCUGUACAAGAAAGUCUUGGUGAGAUGAAAAAGGACGAUGCAAAUGAUAACUGCAACCAAAGGCCUGAUGGUGAAUCUAUUGCAUAUAACGAGCCUUCUGUUUUGUCUAAGCAAGAAAAUAUUAAACUUGAGAAAGAGAUUGAUCCAGCUAAGCAAGAAAUUGCGACACAGCCUGCAGAAAAUGCAGCUAGUACCACCAAAUCUGGGAAACCAAAAAUAAAGGGUGUAUCAUUGACUGAACUUUUCACUCCAGAGCAGGUUAGGGAGCAUAUCACAGGUCUCAGGCAGUGGGUUGGCCAAAGUAAAGCAAAGGCAGAAAAGAAUCAAGCAAUGGAGCAUGCAAUGAGUGAGAAUUCUUGUCAGUUGUGUGCAGUUGAGAAGCUCACUUUUGAACCACCACCUAUAUAUUGCACUCCAUGCGGUGCUCGCAUCAAGCGAAAUGCAAUGUAUUAUACCAUGGGUGCUGGUGAUACACGACAUUAUUUCUGUAUUCCAUGUUAUAACGAGGCUCGUGGAGACACCAUAGUUGUUGACGGGACUGCGAUUCCAAAGGCAAGGCUAGAAAAGAAGAAAAAUGAUGAAGAGACUGAGGAAUGGUGGGUUCAAUGUGAUAAGUGUGAAGCUUGGCAACAUCAAAUCUGUGCUUUAUUUAAUGGUCGAAGAAAUGAUGGUGGACAAGCUGAAUACACUUGCCCAAAUUGCUAUAUACAAGAGGUUGAAAGAGGAGAGCGUAAGCCCUUGCCACAAAGUGCUGUUCUUGGGGCCAAAGAUUUGCCAAGAACAAUUCUUAGUGACCAUAUAGAGCAGCGGUUAUUUAGGAGACUGAAGCAGGAAAGACAAGAGAGGGCAAGGCUUCAUGGAAAAGGUUUUGAUGAGGUUCCUGGGGCAGAAUCACUUGUAAUUAGAGUUGUUUCAUCCGUUGACAAAAAGUUGGAAGUGAAGCAGCGGUUUCUUGAAAUAUUUCAAGAAGAGAAUUAUCCGACUGAAUUCCCAUAUAAAUCCAAGGUAGUUUUGUUGUUUCAGAAGAUUGAAGGUGUAGAAGUAUGCCUGUUUGGCAUGUAUGUUCAAGAAUUUGGAUCCGAAUCUCAAUUUCCAAAUCAGCGUCGCGUCUAUCUUUCAUACCUGGACUCUGUCAAGUAUUUCAGACCUGAGAUUAAAGCGGUUACUGGAGAGGCUCUUCGUACGUUCGUUUAUCAUGAAAUUCUGAUUGGAUACCUUGAAUAUUGCAAGUUACGAGGUUUUACAAGCUGCUAUAUAUGGGCUUGCCCUCCAUUAAAGGGUGAAGAUUAUAUUUUAUAUUGUCAUCCAGAAAUUCAAAAAACACCUAAAUCUGAUAAGCUCCGGGAAUGGUAUUUAGCAAUGUUAAGAAAAGCAGCCAAGGAAAAUAUUGUGGUUGAUCUCACUAAUUUGUAUGACCAUUUCUUUGUAACUACUGGUGAAUGUAAGGCUAAGGUAACUGCUGCUAGGUUGCCAUAUUUUGAUGGUGACUACUGGCCUGGUGCUGCGGAAGAUCUGAUUUAUCAGAUGCGUCAAGAAGAAGAUGGCAGAAAACAAAAUAAGAAAGGAACAACUAAGAAGACCAUAACAAAGAGGGCUUUAAAAGCUACUGGUCAGUCUGAUCUUUCUGGUAACGCGUCAAAGGAUCUGCUGCUCAUGCAUAAACUUGGUGAAACCAUCUGCCCAAUGAAGGAAGAUUUUAUCAUGGUUCAUUUGCAGCAUGCAUGCACUCACUGUUGUAUCCUAAUGGUAUCUGGAAAUCGAUGGGUUUGCAACCAGUGCAAAAAUUUCCAGCUGUGUGAUAAAUGUUAUGAAUCAGAACAGAAACGUGAAGAAAGAGAAAGACAUCCAAACAAUCAGAGGGAAAAACAUGUCCUCUAUCCAGUUGAAAUUACUGAUGUACCUGUUGAUACAAAGGAUAAAGAUGAGAUCCUUGAGAGUGAAUUCUUUGACACUAGACAAGCAUUUCUGAGUCUUUGUCAAGGAAAUCAUUAUCAGUAUGAUACCCUGCGGCGGGCUAAACAUUCUUCGAUGAUGGUCCUUUACCAUCUGCAUAACCCAACUGCUCCUGCAUUUGUGACGACAUGUAAUGUAUGUCAUCUUGAUAUUGAAACUGGUCAGGGUUGGAGGUGUGAAGUCUGCCCUGAGUAUGACGUAUGCAAUGGAUGCUAUCAAAAGGGCAUUGAUCAUCCUCAUAGGUUGACAAACCAUCCAUCCAUAGCUGACCGUGAUGCUCAGAAUAAAGAAGCAAGGCAAAUACGAGUUCAACAGCUUAGGAAGAUGCUUGAUCUUCUGGUGCAUGCAUCACAAUGUCGUUCCUCACAUUGCCAAUACCCAAAUUGUCGCAAGGUGAAGGGUCUUUUUCGCCAUGGGAUACAUUGCAAAACCCGUGCAUCUGGAGGUUGUGUUCUUUGUAAGAAAAUGUGGUAUCUCCUUCAACUUCAUGCUCGAGCUUGCAAAGAAUCUGAGUGCAAUGUACCACGUUGCAGAGAUCUAAAAGAACAUUUGAGGAGGCUACAGCAGCAGUCUGACUCUCGCCGAAGAGCUGCCGUGAUGGAGAUGAUGAGACAGAGAGCUGCAGAGGUUGCCAGCAAUGCUGGAUGAUCAAUUUGUACAUACUAAUAUGGAGUUUUGAAGAAAACCCUCUAGUUAGAGGGAGGUAGACCAUAGUUUUUGUGCUGCUCCACCAUGACACUGCUGGAAACCAGGCAGUGAUGGUAAAAGUGGUGGGUUUAGACGGUUGGAAGGGGAUAAGCAUAGAACACUACAACAGAUUGGUUCGUAUUCACUUUUUAGGGAAAUAUUCUUUUCAUUUAUAUCUCCACGACUCAUUUCUCCCUCAGCAAGUGAAGUUUAUAGACCGGAGCUACCCUCUUCAACCACUUAACAGUGCUGCUCGGAGUAUUAGAGUACUGAUGCCUGCGUCUCUCACUCUGGCCCGAUUUGGUGAUUCUUUGAUUUUAUGAUCCUCUUGUAUUCUGUAAGAAUGUCAUCCUUGGGUGGCGAUUGUACUAUAAUUGUUCUAAUCUUUCUAGAAAAAUAUUUUCUUUACAAAGGAAUGUCAGAGGGAUGUUAGUUCCAAAUCCCUCCUUUUUUUAUAUUUUUUGUUUUAUAUUGACCUUUUUUUGUAGAAUGUCUUAUUUAAAGAAGGAAAAAUAAGUAGUGUCUCCAAAACUGAAGCAUUCAUUUUGAUUGAUACAGUUAUGUUUAUAUGGUCUAUACGUAAUUGAACAAAUAGUUUUUGAUUGUUA